Messenger RNA from Dendrobium catenatum, 1378 nucleotides. Its product is annotated as tetraketide alpha-pyrone reductase 1. NCBI's taxonomy places the organism in Eukaryota, Viridiplantae, Streptophyta, Magnoliopsida, Asparagales, Orchidaceae. The transcript is spliced from 6 exons. Gene Ontology annotation, molecular function: oxidoreductase activity, acting on the CH-OH group of donors, NAD or NADP as acceptor. Bases 363 to 1190 code for a protein of 275 amino acids. The record is from RefSeq and is a predicted model, not a curated record.
UAAACCACCGCCGUGGUGCUGCCUGCACCUCCUCCACUUGCGAUUUCAGUAGACCUUGUAACCUCCCAUCCAACUCCUCCUGCCCUACUCCCAGCCCCGAAAAAUCUCCACCGUUUCUGACUACUCCCUCGAGUGCUCGUCGCCGAUUCGCCUCGCCCUUCCUGCCUCUUCCUUCUACGCUGGAUGUCUCAUCGGCGGCCUCUCCCUUGCCACCCUCACCGACUCCCGCCUUGGUUGCAAAAACGCCCUUGUUUUCUCCACUUUAAUCAUGUCUCUGGCCGCCGCCCUUACUGCAUUCUCUCCCAACCUAGCCGUCAACGCCGCCCUGCGCUUCGAAAUGUAUUGAGGAUACCUCCCAUUUGAUGAAGUUGGAUAAGGCCACAGAGAAUCUGCAACUCUUUAUUGCGGACUUAUUUGACUACAAUGCUAUUAAGGCAGCCAUUUCUGGUUGUGAAGGAGUUUUCCAUCUUGCUAGUCCUGUUAUUUUAACUGGAAUGUCAAAUCCAGAGGAAGAAAUAAUAAGACCUGCUCUUGUGGGCACUAAAAAUGUACUCAAAGCAUGCUCAGAGGCAGAUGUGAAAAGAGUUGUGGUUGUUGCAUCUGCUGCUGCUAUAGCAUGCAAUCCAGAUUGGCCACAAGACACUGUAUUGGAUGAGAGUAGCUGGUCAGAUGAAAAGUUUUGCAGGGAGACUAAGAGUUGGUAUUGCCUUUCCAAGACAUUGGCUGAGAAGGAGGCUUUCAAACAUGCACAGGAGCAUGGACUAGAUGUUGUUACUAUCUGUCCAAGUCUGGUUUUUGGGCCGCUGCUACAAUCAAAUGUGAAUCAUAGCAGCUCUUUGCUCCUCAGUUUUUUGAAAGGAUCUCCUGAGUUGAUAGAGAUUUAUGGUAGCGGAUCAUUUGUGGAUGUUAGAGAUGUCGCCAAUGCACUUCUUCUGGUGUAUGAGGAGCCUGAUGCUUCUGGACGUUAUAUUUGCUCAUUAAAACAGAUACAAAUUGCUGACUUGAUUGAUAUGUUGAAGAACAUAUAUCCUAAUUUCAAUUACCAUAACAAUAUCCCUGAAAUGAAUGAAGUAAAUGAUUUGAGUUCAGAGAAAUUAAAGAAGAUUGGAUGGAAGUGCAGGACGCUAAGGGAGACCAUUUCUGAUUCAGUUAGAUGCUAUCAAGAAGCUGGUCUUUUAAGCAUGGACUAGAAGGUCAUGUAAUGCCAAUUUAUACAUAUAGAUAAACUAUAAAAUAAAGUUGAGAAACCCACAGUGCUCAAUGAAUUACUUCGAUUACUCUAUCUAAAGUAAUGUCUUGUUAACUGUGAAAUCUAUUGCUUUCUUUGUGGAUCAAUAAUAUUUUAAUGCUAGUUUCAAAUGUAGUUGUGUUUUUUUCU